CCGAGGCCGGGCUGCUGCUGGAGAGAGACCCGGAGUCACCAGUUCGUCUCAGUGGCCGCUGAAGAGGGGCGGAGGGGCUGCCCCCACUACUUCGAACCAUAUCUCGUUUUAGUUUCCAACCCUGCAUCUCAACUCGUCGCCGCCCCGAUGUCGGACUUCAAGCUGGGGAUCGUUCGGCUCGGCCGUGUGGCCGGGAAGACGAAAUACACGCUGAUCGAUGAACAGGACAUACCUUUGGUGGAGAACUACGCCUUCGAGGCUCGUAUGGAAGUGGAUGCUGAUGGGAACGGAGCAAAAAUCUUUGCCUACGCUUUCGACAUCGGCAAAGGUCGCUGGGCUGGACGGCCGCUGCAUGAGCUGCUCUGGGAGAAGCACAGAGGAGGCAUCGCCCCCAGUUUCCAAGUCAUCCAUAUUAACUCUGUGACUGUCGACAACCGACUAGACAACCUCCGACUAGUGCCAGUGGGCUGGAGUCCCAAACCAGAGGAGAUAUCCAGCAAGCAGAGAGAGCAGUCUCUGUACUGGCUGGCCAUCCAGCAGGUACCAGCAGACCCAGUCGAGGAGCAGUACCUGGAGCUGAGCCGCACACGCUACUACAACGCAAACGGGGAGUUGGUGGAGGAAGAGGAGUGCUCCUGCACCUACUACGAGUGUCACUAUCCCCCGUGUUCACUCAUCGAGAGGCGGCUGCGUGAGUUCAACAUCUGCGGCCGCUGCCAGGUCGCUCGCUACUGUGGCUCUCAGUGCCAGCAGAGAGACUGGCCCGCCCACAAAAAGCAAUGUCGAGAGCGCAAGCGGGUUCUGGCGCUGGAGUCGGAGCCCGAGCGAUGAUGGACCCCGACUGGACGGGCGGGGUCGCCAACGGAGCGCGGGUAAAGAGCGACGAUCGACGGGACUCUUGACAGAGGACAAUGUUGGCGGCUGAAUGAAAACGGAGAGCGAAAGACACUUCCAGAUCCAGGGAUUCUCUAAAAGCUCACGUGUUGUGUGGAUGACUGGGAUUAUUGUGUUCUUUUUGUUGUUUUCGAGCUGCUGGAGCUCCACCUGCUGCUAUGAGAGAUAAAAAAAAAAGUUGUCUUGAAUUGGACAAGCUGCUUUUGGACCAUAAACAUUUGUCCACGUUUGUCUCUCCACCCUGCUGCUGCUGCUGGGUGUGGUGUCAUCAGGGGGGGCGCUGUUGUUCAGCUGGUACAAUGGGACAUGGACCUUUUCACUGUAUUGCUCCCCCUCUGACCUCUGGUGCACAUCGCUGCAGCGCCCCUGCUGUGUUUCCUCACCUACUGACCUGGCUCUCCGCUUGACCUGCAGCCCCACACGCACACACAAGUCACACUACCAGUAUUGUGUUGAUCCUCCUCCCUUGUUUGUUCUGCCAAAAUAUACUGAAGGACAUUGAAAAGCUCAGACUUCUUUCAGGGGCCAUGAUCACUUUUACAUGAAUUAUUGAAUCAGAUACGAUUCAUUUCUAUAAUAAAGUAGCCGGUGAAUAUGACUUUGUUCUCCGCACGUUUGUAAAGUCUUCACUUGUUGACAAGGUACUGAUGUGAUGUACACAUUUGCUUCCUUCUGGUCAUUCAACCAUGAACAGAAAACUUUUCAUUGACUUCCCUCUAACAGAUAAGACGGUCAACAGUUUCCGGUGCGCACUUUAGGAACUACUACUGUCAGCGAUUAACUUGGAUCCUGUUGCUCCCUUCAAAUUGACGGUAAACUCAGUCAUUAGGAAAAUGUCUAGAAAGAAAAAUGUCUAGAAUAGAUUGCUUCAAACUGAUACUGAAAUUCCUGUUCUGAACUACAGUCAGCAUUGUUUGGGUUUCCAGUUGACCUUCACAUUAAACUCGAACCCAGAUGAAGGAGCCAAGCUCAAGAUCAUCUUCUUGGAAAGCAGCUUGACGUCCAAUCAAAUCUCUUCUCUAGUAUCUCAAUGUAUUCUUGUACUUCUGAACUUCAGAUGUACUCUAGAAGAACAGCCAAAAUCACUUCAGCAGAGAGAUGAGAAACAUUUUCGGCGUUUGAAUGGUCCUUCACAGGCUUAAACAAAUCCCAGCGCACCUUGAACUGCGCUUUAGCAACCAUUAGUUUUUCACUGGGGACGUCGAUUAUCUGUCAUUUGCGGGAUUAAAUCAGAGUUCAAAGUGAUGUUCCAGACUAAUCCAGGUUUAAGAAUAAAUGUUUAUUUCAUAAUUUACUUUCUUCCUGUUGCUACUCCGACUACAAGGUUUACCAUGAAUGAUGCGUCACGAAAAUAAAUGAUCCAGUUCCAAACGUGAUCUGUAAUGUAUUGAAUAUCAUUUUGCAUCUUUGUCGUCUUGCUGAUGGUCAAGAAUAAGUUCUUGCUGAGUUCACCUGCACUUUGAAGACGGAGGCGGUCACUUAUACUCAAAUGACUCCAAACAUGUUGGUGGAAAUCGGACACAGGGGCAAUUCUUGUGCAAUGAUGAAAAGGAAGUCCUCAAAUCUGUCACUGAAUGUUUGAAUGAUACAGACUGUUAAAUCUUCUGCCUCCUUUCAAACUUCCCUGUCGCCUCCACAACCAUCAUGAGUGUUUGCAAGUUGCAGGGCGGUGUUCCGUGUUGCUGAGGGGUUUGCUCUGUUAUUUUUUGAAGAAAUUCUAUGAAUGGAAUUCUAUUUAUUUAAAACAAACCUUGAGUGUGAAAAAAUAGUUUUGUCCUCAGGCUGAGAUGCCAGACCUUUGUUGUCAGGACUGAGACUGAACGUUUUAUCGUGUUUACCCUCCAAAAAAAAAGCAACCGCCGUCACCAACACACAAAAAAAUCUUCCACAUUUUGAAACUUGAAUUCCGGUUUACUGUCGUGCGUCCUUGUCUUCUGCUUCUCAGAGUCCUCCAGGUGUGUUGCGGUACACAGACGCACGUGCAAUUGUUCGGUUUUUGUAUGCAAGUUUUUAACACUGCACUGGUCACAGAUCGAAGUUUGCUUUUGUAAAGAUGAUGAACCAUGAAUGACCCAGAAAUCAAGAGCUACAAUAUGUGAAUAGAAGUCCAGUUGGAGAGAACUGACUGUCGUCUUUUUUUUUUUCCAAUGUAAAAUGCAAAUAAAUAAAAAUGA
This is a messenger RNA of Synchiropus splendidus (mandarinfish), 3068 nucleotides long. It is a transcript of the gene zmynd19, whose product is annotated as zinc finger, MYND-type containing 19. Lineage: Eukaryota; Metazoa; Chordata; Actinopteri; Syngnathiformes; Callionymidae. The record is from RefSeq and is a predicted model, not a curated record. The transcript has 6 exons. Bases 148 to 831 code for a protein of 227 amino acids.